CUCAUAGUGAAAGCCGAGUCCGAUUUUCGAGGGACUUCCUUGAGAUUUCGGCUUUAAAGGACUGUUUUUGACACCAGGACAGACAGGAGCAAAGUCAAUGAAAUAAAAGCAUAUAUUCACAGUCUAAUACAUUUAAAAAAGUGUGAAGAUGGCAUAUGUAAAUAACAAGCUAUAUGAAGACAAAAUAAAAAAAAUAAUGGGUCGUUUGUGCACAGAUGUCAAAGUGAGAGAAGUUAUGCCUCAUUUGGACUGCCUCACGCGAACUGAUGUGGAGGAGGUGGAGGCUAAAAGAGACCAAUAUGGAAACUACAAUGCUGUUAGUCUGCUGCUUGAAAACCUACGCAGAAGAGAGAACUGGCCUGAUCAGUUCAUCAAUGCAUUGCGGGGGUGUGGUUAUCCAACUCUGGCUGAUGAGAUUGAAGAGUAUUAUAACAGAAUAAGAGGAAUCAACACCCAAAGGAAUAAUGCUGAAGCUGCUUCUCCUUCAGCUACUGCUCCUGCCGCUACUGAAGUUAGUUCUGCACCAUGUCCGUCUCCCAGUCCUGCCUCUGCCCCUGCUUCUUUGGCUCAAGCCACAGUUCCAGCUGCAGCUUCAGCAACAGUUACCACAGCAACAGUCCAUAAUGACCCACAAUUUACCCCAUCCUUGCUAAUUCCUCUUCCAAACAAAGCUUUAGUACCAUCAUUUGCUCCUCCCCACAUUAAGUCUUCUCUUCCUAACUUAGCUGACCAAGUUGAAGCCCCUGCCUUAGUUUCAGCCCCUAAAACUCCAAUAUCCUCUCCUUCUGAACCAGCCCAAACUGCAGAAUUACCACCAUCUGUAUUAGCUUCUCAUGUAAGACCCCCUUCUCCAGUUUCUGCUCCCCAGGUAACCUGCAGACAUGAGCAAAUUGGGGUCUCAAUCAGCUCCGUAGCCACAUCUUCUUUGGGUUCUUUGGAUAGCCGUACUGCCCAUUCUGUACCAUCCUUAGUUGCUGCACCUUCCAUUUCCAACAAUCCAUUAACCGUGUCCUCAAGCCAGUUCAACAAUUCCUUCACCCCUUCCCAGCUUCCUGUUACACAAGAGGAGAGCAAAGUUCCAGAGGCAAUCCCAGAGAGCUUCAGUUCUGUAAAACACCCCAUCCAAGACACUUGCCCUCCUGAAAAAGAGACUGUCUUAACCCAGGACUUGCAGAACAGCUUGAACAGGACCCAGCCUGAGGAGAGCGUUCACAAUUCAGUGCUACCAAACUCAGAGGGCUACCAAGCUCAGGUGACAUCCCCAGGAACAGCAGCAGCAGCAGUGCCCCUGCCUCACAAUGCUGCAGAUGCUGAUGUGUAUUUUAGUAAGCCUGGCAUGCUAUGCGAAGAGGAACCCACUUUUGAAGUGCCCUUCACUUCUGAAGAUUUGGAGAUCAGUCAUGCCACCACAGGGACUGGGGGCUCUUCAUCAGAGCACCGGGCCAGAGCUACCCCAGUGCCCAACCCUCAAAGAGCUAUGGAACUUGCUGGGCCAUGCUGUUCAGUCAGUUCUGAUGAGCUCUUGUUCAGCCAUUUCACAAGGCAUAGUUCUGAUUCUCAUUCUGAAAAUGCAGUUCAAAAUUCUUUCUCUCCUAAUGAGCCAGAGGAGAACCACUAUGAGUCUGUCAGUCAGAGUAUGCAGAUAGCAUCAGAUGUGUUAGAACACAAUGUUGAGUUUUCUGAGAUGCCAUCAGUACAAAACCUUAGUUCAAAUAAUGAGUCAGUAAGCCGACACCACAAUAGUGAAACUGGGAAUCGAAUUCAGUCUUCUGUUUCAGAAGGCCAGGUAAAUUAUGUUCCUGCCAGUGGGCAGACAGGUUCUGCUGCAGACUUGUCAGUGUAUGCAGUUCCAGCCAAUGUCAACAGACAGGAGUCAGAAUUGAAUGCUUCAGGCAAAAAUGUUUCCCCUCAAUCAGAGCAGAGAGAAGAACCUCAGGGAAUGCUGAGCCAACUCCAGUCUAAUUCUCGCCUUAUAGCUGCAGCUGUUGGCGUGACUGCUAUUUUUAUUGCCUGGAAGCUAAAGUAACAAAAUUAGAGCAUGUGACCUAUCUAAUAUUUAUUAGUAUCCACUGUAGACCAACGCUGAUGCUUUUAAAAAGGUUUCUUAACAUGUAAAUUAUACAAGUGCCUUGUUCUAAAUAAUCAUGUUUUAUUUAGGUUCUUUAUAUUGCAUUACAAAGUAAAUUAAUCAUUAAUAAAUCAAUCUGUUAUCUCGAAAAUCAGGCUUACCCAAAUUUGUCUAGUUACAUCAUAAAAUCAGUGAAAAAUAAUAUGUCACAUGUAUUCUGCGAUGUAUACAGCCAUUUAAUUUCAGCACCAUCAGCUAUGCCAUGUGUAUAAGCCUACAGCUUGCUAACUUCUUCUCCUGCUACGUAAAGCACAACUUCAUAUAUCUGACAGUCCCACAGUUGGGAAAUAUUAUUGAUUUUUUUUUUAUGUGUGUAAUCCUAAAAGCAGUGCAAGAGCAUUAAUUUCAUUAGUGAAACCAAAGCUUCAAGUGGCAGAAAGUAGCUGUAAAGUUUAGAUUCAUUACACGUUACUUCACAAUUUGCCAUGUUGUUAUUCAAAUAUUGGAAUUGUAGCUUGAAGACAAGAGAAUGAGGUGGGUUAUAAGUGAAAGAAAAUUCUCAAAAAAUUGGGAUGGAGUUAAACAUUGACUUUAUAGGUACCUUAUAGGUAAGAUUCCAAAAUGUAAUUUCCUUUAAUUGUGUAGUAUAUAUAGAUUAUUAUAUUUUUUUAUUUAAACAAACAAUAUGUUGUUUGGCUAGUUUUCUAGUUCUGUACCCUAUAGAGGGCCAUGAUGCUUGUCUUAAAUCACACUCAGCUGACAACCAUGUAUAGUCAGUACCUAACCUAUCGCACUUAAAACCACUCACAAAAUGGUAUGAAAAGAUGUAAUAAUAUUUAGAAUUUUGUCUGUAUGGGGUGAUGGUUUCUGUAUUGUUUUUAUAUUCACACAUCAGCACCUUAAAUUGGGAAAUUUUACUGUUUUAUAACGUAGACCUAUGCCUGAGCUUAAAGUUUUUAUUGUUGUAUAUAGAUUUUCUGUGAUGUGCACCAGCCUGAUCCUUAUUGCAAGACUGCAAAGAAAUGUGUAAUCACAAUAAAAUGGUGUCUGGGGAAAAAACACUGUCUGUUUAAUUAACCAAAUGCAUAUGAGAUUAACCAUCUACAGGUUACAUUUCAGUAAGUCAUCAGGAAAUGUUCAAGAUUGUUUUAUUAGAUUUCAAAUAUAAAACAGUUUGCCACCUAGGAUGAUUGUUGCUUUUAUUUACACCUUGUAAAGUUAUCUUAAGGGGUUAAACUGACAAGAAUAGCCAGAUUUAUUUUAAGUCAGGUUUAAUAGAUUGGUGGGGGCGGCACAGUGGAUCAGUGGGUAGCUCUGUCGCCUCACAGCAAGAAGGUCCUGGGUUUGAUUCCCAGGUGGAGCAGUCUGGGUCCUUUCUGUGCGGAGUUUGCAUGUUCUUCCUGUGUCUGUGUCAUUUUCCUCCCACAGUACAAAGACAUGCAAGUAAGGUGAAUUGAAGAUUCAAAAUUGUCCAUGAGUUUGAUAUUAAACUUGUGAACUGAUGAAUCUUGUGUAACGAGUAACUACCUGUUGUGUCAUGAAUGUAACCAAAGUGUG
This is a messenger RNA of Trichomycterus rosablanca, 3625 nucleotides long. RefSeq names its product mitochondrial antiviral signaling protein (gene mavs). The record is from RefSeq and is a predicted model, not a curated record. Bases 149 to 2026 code for a protein of 625 amino acids. Lineage: Eukaryota; Metazoa; Chordata; Actinopteri; Siluriformes; Trichomycteridae. The transcript is spliced from 6 exons.